AUGGCGAACCCUUUUUCGGCCGCCAUGAUGAUGCAACAUUCGAGGAACCUGGAUUCCCCUCGGCCAUCGAGUGUGGGGAGUUCACAGAGCACGUACAGCAAUAGCAGCCGCUCUAGGUUUCCACAGGAUGUCUGCGUUGGGGAAGAGUUGAAGAUUGGAGUCCAUGUUGCUCUGGAGAGAUUCCGCAUGAACGAAGAACAAAAGGAGAUUGAGUUUCCAUCAUCAUUGACAUCAACAGAGAGAUGCUACAUUCACAAAGUUUGUGCAAAUCUUGGGAUGAAGUCCAAAAGCAAAGGAAAAGGAGCUGGCCGGUAUAUAACUGUUUCCAAGAAAGAUGGUAGUCAGAUUGUCCAAGCUUCAGCCUCGUUUCAACUGGCAAGGAAUUCACGCCACCAAGUACAUACCCUGAUGCAGCGGUACCCCCUGACCAACAAGGAGAGAAUGGACCUAAUGCCAAGGACUGAACGAGGGCAAGGAGACUCGGUUUCCAAAGAUCUAACUCGGACCACAACUGGCCGUCUCAAUAACGGUGUUCCACAGGUGCCACCUCGGCGUGGCGACUCCGAUCUGCUAGCAUUCAGAGAAACCCUACCAGUCAUGGCAUACAAAGAUGAAAUCACUAAAGGAAUCUGCAAUAACAAAGUCAUCUUGAUCUCCGGUGAAACAGGAUCUGGAAAAACUACUCAGAUACCUCAGUUUAUCUUAGAUGAUAGUACGGGGAAUAACAGACCAUGUCGCAUCAUCUGCACACAGCCAAGGAGGAUCUCCGCCUUGUCAAUUGCUGAGAGAGUGGCUGCUGAGAGGGGAGAGAAGAUUGGCCAGACAGUUGGCUAUCAGAUUAGGCUAGAAAGCAGAGUUUCACCCAAGACCCUGCUGACCUUCUGUACAAAUGGUGUACUGUUGCGGACCUUGAUGGGCGGUGACAACUCUCUCAAUAGUGUGACCCACGUUAUUGUGGAUGAAGUUCAUGAACGAGACAGAUUCUGUGAUUUUCUGCUCACGUCACUCCGAGAUAUCAUCCACCGGUAUAAACACCUCAAAUUGAUAUUAAUGAGUGCUACUCUAAAUACACAGCUCUUUUCAAAUUACUUUAAUGGGUGUCCAGUUAUUGCAGUCCCAGGCAAGCUGUAUGAUGUCAAGGAAUACUUCCUAGAAGAUGUCCUUAAAAUGACUAGUUAUACCAAUAAAGAGAUGGAGAAGUACAAAAACGAAUUGUCGAAGGUGGACCGGCAGGAGAAACAACUGAAUGACUGGUGCAGCCACAUGACGCCAGAACAACCUGCAGAGCCAGGGAAUCGGAGGAAGGAUAGUAAUAAAUUCCCACAGAACAGCAUGACAGAGAUCGAAGAAAAGAUGAUGGAGAUUGGUUUGGAGAGGGAGGAUCUUGAGCCAUGGUUGAUAAAAGAGAUGGACGAUCUCCUCACCAGCAUCUUCUUGUCUGGGGAUGAUGACGCCUUCAAUCAGGUCAUUCAUCUUAUCAUGUGUGAGAAUGUCAGUGUUGAUUACAUGCACUCGGAGACCAGCGCUACUCCCCUGAUGAUUGCAGCCGGCCGUGGAUUUGGACAAAUCGUUGAACAACUUCUGUGCCUUGGAGCGAACACAAACAUCAGAGCAUCGAAUGGAUGGUCAGCGCUUGACUGGGCAAAGAAGUUUGAUCGCAAUGAUGUCAUUGAGUUACUUGAGGCCUACGUAAGCGCCAGUGAAGAACCGAAACAUGCAGAGGAACAGCUCAUCAAAGACUCGCAUACCAUCAGCCCAGAAGAUCGCGACCUGUUGAACAUCUAUCAUCACAGUUUUGACGACGACAAGGUUGACCUUGACCUCAUAAUGGGUCUUUUGUACAAAAUACACCAAGGUUCAGGAGAAGGUGCUGUCCUGAUCUUCCUACCCGGCUAUGAUGAGAUCAUCUCCCUCAGAGACAAGAUCAUGAUGGAUGAGAGAUGCUUCGGUGACAACUCGCGCUACAUUCUCUUCACCCUUCACUCAAACAUGCAGACCACCGACCAGAAGAAAGUAUUCAAGGCUGUGCCGCAUGGCGUUCGAAAAAUUAUCCUUAGCACCAACAUAGCUGAGACCAGUGUUACCAUCAAUGAUGUGGUUUAUGUGAUAGAUUCUGGAAAGGUGAAAGAGAAAUCAUUCGAUGCUCUGACGUCAGUUACUACACUGAAAAGUAUUUGGAUAUCAAGGGCCAGUGCCCAGCAGAGGAAAGGAAGAGCUGGUCGAUGUCGUGCUGGGAUUUGCUACCAUCUCUUCAGUACGAUUCGCCACAACACCAUGCUGGAGUACCAAGACCCAGAGAUUCUGCGCUACCCGCUGCAAGAGCUUUGCCUUCACACCAAAAUGCUGGCACCUGUGUGCUGUCCUAUUGCUGACUUCUUGUCCCGGGCUCCUGAACCACCUGCUUUCUUGUUGACGAGGAAUGCUGUUACCCUUCUGAAGCAAAUCGAUGCACUGGACCAGUGGGAAGACCUGACCGAGCUUGGACAUCACUUGACGGACCUUCCCCUUGAGCCAAGAUAUGGCAAGAUGAUCUUGUAUUCUGUUGUCUUGAAGUGUUUGGACCCAAUCCUCACGAUAUCGUGUACGCUGGCAUACAGAGACCCAUUCUCCAUACCAGCACAGCCCUCCCAGAAGCGAGCAGCAAACUUGGCAAGGAGGAAGUUUUCUGCGGGGACGUACAGUGACCACAUGGCAUUGCUGAGGGCAUUUCAGGCAUGGCAGAAGGCUCGUGCUGAUGGAUGGGAGAGACAGUUCUGUCAGAAGAACUUCAUAUCUGGUGCUACCAUGGAGAUGAUCCUUGGAAUGAGGACUCAGCUCCUUGGACAGCUCAGGGCAUCAGGGUUUGUUCGUGCCAGGGGUUGUGGAGACAUCCGUGACCUGAAUACCAACUCAGAGAACUGGGCAGUAGUGAAGGCAGCUCUUCUAGCCGGCAUGUACCCCAACGUCAUCCGGUUCGACAGACAGAGAGGGCGACUCACCACGCUUCGCGAGAGUAAAGUGCGCCCGCACUACCGAUCUGUGAUAAUGACCUCCCCAGCCAAGUACUCCGAGGCCAGUACGCUGGCCAAGGCGUUGAAGAAUCUUCCAACCGACUGGUUAUUCUACGAAGAAAUGACCCGAGCGCAGAGAAUAGCCAGUGUGAACUGUUGCACAGUCGUGUCACCCAUCACUCUGGGUAUCUUUGCCGGUCCAGCCAAACUACCGAUGGAUGCUUUGAAGGGUCAUCGACAGCAUCAUGGUGGUAGUGGAGAUGGCAGCAUGGGCAUGGGAGGAGGUGUCUCCAGUGAUUCGGAGGGAGAAGAGAAGGAUGAGCCGUGUGGCAACUCCGCAUCACUCACAUUAGAUGACUGGAUCUCGUUCCAUGUGGAUGGAGAGGCUGCACACCUUGCCCUUGGCUUGAGACAGAAGUGGCACUCACUCUUCAUGAGGAGGAUGAGAGCCCCGGCUAAGCCAUGGUCACAAGUGGAUGAGGCUGUCAUCAAGGUGGUGGUGAGUGUGCUCACGAAUGAGGAACAAUCACUUGGACUUCAGCAGCCAGCUGGGAUCGGUCAGAGACCAAGACCUAUGUCCACAGAUGGGAUGACCCCCUCCGACAGUCGGCGAGGCUCAAAUGAGAUUGAAAACCAGUCUGAUGAUUCCUCACACGGCAGCAACUAUAGCGGCUCAGGCAAGAAGGGCGGCGGCUGGAGGGUUUCCACACCACCGAAGCGAAGAGAAUUCUUCAAAUCGCAGAAAUCUGAAGAUCGCUCCGAAACAUCGUCCAACAGAUCAGCAGCAAGUGGCCAGGGUUCCAACAGCAACAGUAACAGUGGUAGUCUGAGGGGUAGCGCCUCCAGCACCCCUUGCACAAGCCCACAGCCAUCGGGCUCCCCUGGAAAAUGGGCCGAAUCCAACGCCCAUCCCUCGAGGUUCUUUGUAAUGAAGUGCAAUAAUCAUAAGAAUCUUGACUUCUCCUACUCGAGGGGUGUUUGGGCGACCGUGUCAAAGAACGAGAAGGCCCUUAACAAGUGUCUUGAUGAGGGUAAGAAUGUGUUCCUCAUAUUCUCAGUCCAGGGAAGCGGCCACUUCCAGGGCUAUGCCAAGUUAGUGCAGCCAAUCGGUAAGGAGGGCAAAUCUCAAGAUUUUAAUCAAGCCGGCUUGGGAGGAAACUUCCGAAUCGAAUGGAUCAAAAGAGCCAACCUGCCAUUCCAACAUUGCCAUCAUCUACUCAAUCCAUACAACAAUAGCAGAAGGGUGCAGAUCAGCAGAGAUGGACAGGAAAUCGAACCAACCGUUGGUGAACAACUGAUAAAACUUUGGGAGCGAGUACCGGGCUACCAGGGCAGACCUGGUGAGGAUGAAAGCCAGGGAGCAGAAGGCUAUGACGAUCACAGAUUCGACAAGCCCUCCACCCCUAAAUAUGGCAAUAAGGGCUUCAAACAGCAGUGGAGCCCAGACGGUGGCCACGGGUAUGGUCACUUCCAGGGUGGGUAUGGUGGGUACCCUGGUGGAAAGAACAUGCACAGUCCUCGGAUGUCACAUCAGAUGGGACCUCACUUCAACCCGAUGUACGUUUCACCAGUUAUGAACCCUAAUCAGUUGUCUCCAAGUGGUAUGAGGAUGAAUCCCCCUCAAUCAGUAUCGCCAGGACAAGGGAUGAAUCCCGUCAUGAUCCUACAACGAGGCAGCCACUCGCCUCAAAACAGACACCAGGGUCCGAACUCGUCGCCUAAGCCGCAUCAUCACUCCAUGACACCAACUUCAAUGGGUUACCAAGGUGGAUAUUAUCAUCAAGGAAAUUAAAUGGACUCUGAACAAUUCUGAAAUGUUGGAACCUAUCCUGUAGAAUGGAAAGUGACAUGCCUGCACAUUCCAGACAAAGGUUAUCAAGAACAUUUCAGACAUUCAGUGUGUUUCAGUGUAGUGGGGUUCCAGGGCCAACAGGGUCCUCGAUGCACCACUCUAUUGCAUAAACAGAUAAGGGCAUCAAAAGUUCUAAUAUAAAUUAUCCAAGGGAGAACGUAUACACGUACAUGUGGAAAAGUGUUU
This is a messenger RNA of Lineus longissimus, 5028 nucleotides long. RefSeq names its product 3'-5' RNA helicase YTHDC2-like. NCBI's taxonomy places the organism in Eukaryota, Metazoa, Nemertea, Pilidiophora, Heteronemertea, Lineidae. Gene Ontology annotation, molecular function: helicase activity; RNA binding; ATP binding. Gene Ontology annotation, cellular component: intracellular anatomical structure. The record is from RefSeq and is a predicted model, not a curated record. The transcript has 30 exons. Bases 1 to 4782 code for a protein of 1593 amino acids.